Molecule: messenger RNA, 1177 nt
Organism: Glycine soja
Lineage: Eukaryota; Viridiplantae; Streptophyta; Magnoliopsida; Fabales; Fabaceae
Product: protein PGR
Exons: 5
Coding region: 94-975 (293 amino acids)
Cellular component (GO): membrane
Source: RefSeq, a predicted model, not a curated record
UCAAACAUUUCAUCAAGCACUUACAGUUACAAACUUACAGUUACACUUGUGUGCUCUAAAACGAACUCUCUGAACUUCACCAACGUGAUUCGCAUGGCGAUUUCCAAUUCAAUGGACUUUCUUCAACUCUUCAUUGCUGUCUUCAUCGCGUUCUCAAUCGCAUUCAGAGCUCACCGAAAAAAAUCCCUCAGCACUUCUGGCGCAAUCGCUGGGUUCUUCGUUAUGGCCCUUCACAUUUUUGUGGGUUACAGGUUUGGGGCGAUGCUGCUUGCGUUCUUUUACUCUUCGUCCACUCUCACAAAGGUAGGAGAGGAUAUAAAGCGAAUAGUUGAUCCUGAAUUCAAAGAAGGUGGACAAAGAAACUGGAUACAAGUUCUGGCCAAUAGUGGCAUUGCCUCGGUUCUGGUCGUAGCUAUAUGGGUACUCACCGAAGGGAAGGAUAAAUGCUUGAACUCUGAAGAGUCACCUCUGAUCACUGCUCUCAUUGGUGCUGUUAUAGGCCAUUAUUCCUGCUGCAAUGGAGAUACUUGGUCUUCGGAGCUUGGAAUUCUCAGUGAUGAGAAGCCUCGUCUAAUCACAAACUUCAAGUUUGUGAAGAAAGGUACAAAUGGUGGUGUGACAAAAAGAGGACUUCUAGCAGCUGCAGCAGCUGGAAGUGUCAUUGGACUGUCGUUUGUUCUUUUGGGAAUCUCAGCUACCAGAUGUGAGGGUAAGGGUAGUACAGUUCUUAAGCAACUACUGGUCAUACCCAUCGCCACCCUUGCAGGACUAUGUGGAAGUGUCAUUGACUCUCUCCUGGGUGCAACAUUGCAAUUCACCGGAUUUUGCUCCAUUCGCGGCAAGAUGGUUGGAAAGCCAGGACCAACAGUUAGAAGGAUUUCAGGUGCCAACAUUCUUGACAACAACGCAGUGAAUUUCGUAUCAAUACUGUUGACCUCAUUUUUUACUUCAAUCGCUUGUUUGUACAUUUUCUGAAUUCAUCACAAGAAGGGGUUAUGCAGCCAAAAGGAUCCAGAGUUCGAAACCUUGUAAUUCAGUGGAAUUAGACCGUUAGUUGUUCAUAUAUUGUUGUAUUCUCAUUCACCAAUUGGUAAAGUGGAUUACAUCAACAAUAGAAUAAAAACUGUAUCUGGUUCUUGAGCAUAAAUCAAUCGUAUGUUUUUUCCGUUUAGGAGAA